This is a messenger RNA of Cicer arietinum (chickpea), 2442 nucleotides long. RefSeq names its product external alternative NAD(P)H-ubiquinone oxidoreductase B2, mitochondrial-like. The record is from RefSeq and is a predicted model, not a curated record. Gene Ontology annotation, cellular component: mitochondrion. NCBI's taxonomy places the organism in Eukaryota, Viridiplantae, Streptophyta, Magnoliopsida, Fabales, Fabaceae. Gene Ontology annotation, molecular function: NADH dehydrogenase activity; calcium ion binding.
CUAUACUUUUCCACAUUGGCUGCUCUUCAUUCAUUACUUUAAUUUUUCAUUAAAAAAAAUAUUUGAAUACGACGAGAUGAAGAAGCCUCCCUCCGCCUAGAAGACACGCAAUACCUGUUUUGACCCAACUCCCACCUCACAGGAUUCUUAUUUUGACCCAACUCCCUCCUUUUCAUCACAUUCUCCGUAAGAACACACCAGUAACGACACUUCUCUCAUCUCUCUUCAACUGCCUCAUCUUCAUUUCCCUCCCUUUAUUUUCGACACACAGAUUUUCCUCAACACAAAAUGCGGGGUUCCAAUUUCUUCCAACGUUUUUCUAAAGUUUACCGUGACUACGACUCGCACUUCAAGCUUGUUCUGCUCUGCACCACCGUCAGUGGCGGUGGGCUUUUGGCUUACGGUGAGGCGGUUGCUACAUCUGAAGCGGCGGUGACGGAGAAGAAAAAAAAAGUGUUGGUGCUGGGAACUGGUUGGGCAGGAACUAGUUUCUUGAGGAAUCUCAACAAUCCUAGUUAUGAGGUUCACGUGGUGUCUCCUCGCAAUUAUUUUACAUUCACUCCUCUGCUUCCUAGUGUUACCUGCGGCACCGUUGAGGCUCGCAGCAUUGUUGAACCCGUCCGCAAUAUCUUCAGGAAGAAACAUGUGGACUCUCGAUUCAGUGAAGCAGAAUGUAUCAAGAUUGAUGCCGUAAACAGAAAAGUUUACUGUCGAUCUAAUAUAAACAAUAAUUUGAAUGCAAAAGAAGAAUUUGUUGUGGACUAUGACUACUUAAUCAUAGCUGUGGGAGCAAAUGUCAACACUUUUAAUACUCCCGGAGUCACGGAGAAUUGCCAUUUCUUGAAGGAAGUUGAAGAUGCACAAAAGAUUAGAAGAACUGUAAUUGACUGCUUUGAGAGAGCAAGUUUGCCUAGUGUAAGUGAAGAAGAAAGAAAGAGAAUUCUUCAUUUUGCUAUUGUUGGAGGUGGUCCAACUGGAGUGGAGUUUGCAGCCGCACUUCAUGAUUUUGUUAGGGAGGAUUUGGUCAAGUUAUAUCCUGGAGUAAAAGAUUUUGUUAAAAUUACGCUUCUGGAGGCUGGAGGUCAUAUCUUGAGCAUGUUUGACAAAAGAAUAACAGCUUUUGCUGAAGACAAGUUCCAAAGAGAGGGUAUUGAUGUGAAAACAGGAUCCAUGGUUGUGAAGGUAUCUGACAGAGAAAUUUCCACUAAAGAAAUGAAAAAUGGAGGAGAAAUUACUACCAUUCCAUAUGGAAUGGCUGUCUGGUCUACUGGCAUUGGCACUCGUCCGUUCAUAAAAGAUUUUAUGACACAAAUUGGUCAGAUUAACAGACGUGCCAUAGCUACUGAUGAAUGGUUGAGAGUUGAGGGAACCAACAAUGUGUAUGCGCUUGGUGAUUGUGGUACAAUAAACCAGCGAAAAGUCAUGGAAGAUAUUGCAGCAAUAUUUAAGAAGGCUGAUGCAGAUAAUUCAGGAACACUUACUGUCAAAGAAUGUCAGGAGGUAAUUAAUGACAUCUGUGAAAGAUACCCUCAGGUGGAGCUAUAUCUAAAGAGUAAACAGAUGCACAGCAUUGCUGAUCUUUUGAAGGAAUCCAAGGUAGAUGAUAAAAAAGAAUCUAUUGAACUGAACAUUGAAGAACUCAAAACUGCACUUGCCAAUGUGGACUCCCAGAUGAAAUUUCUUCCUGCUACGGCUCAGGUUGCAUCUCAGCAAGGCACCUACCUGGCCAAGUGUUUUAACCGGAUGGAAGAGUGUGAAAAAAACCCAGAGGGUCCUAUUAGGUUCAGGGAAGAAGGGCGUCAUCGGUUCAAACCCUUCAGGUACAAGCAUUUAGGUCAAUUCGCUCCUCUAGGAGGAGAGGAGACAGCUGCACAACUACCUGGAGAUUGGGUUUCAAUUGGACACAGCAGUCAAUGGCUGUGGUAUUCUGUCUAUGCAAGCAAACAAGUCAGCUGGCGCACAAGGGCGUUAGUAGUAUCAGACUGGAUGAAACGCUUUAUUUUUGGGAGGGACUCGAGUCAAAUCUGAAGGACAUUUAACAUUCUCCAGAGUCCUGCAAUGGCAAUAUUGAAGUGCUCUUCAAUCACGAAUAUAUUUUAAUAUAGGAAACUUUCUGCUUCGAUUUCCGAUUCUUUGAAUAACGCAAGCAGGCUCUCAGCUGGAAUGUCGGUGUUGGGAUUUGUUGUCAUGCUUUGCCACUUUUAACUUCUUGUAUGAAUUUCUUACAUACCCCUUUCCUUUUUCUUUUAUGCUUCUGGUAUUGGAAUUAUGGCAUUAGUAGAUCUCCGAGUUUUGCAGUCUGUUUCGGAGAUGCUUUGGGAUGUUAGCUUGUCAUGUCAAAUCCUUUUUUGUUAUAGUUCUGCUCAAUGAAUUUAUACAACUGCUUACCUGGAAUGAACGGGUAGAAUGAAUAAUCACUUUAGUACAUUAUCUUGUUUCUUC